Aphidius gifuensis is the source of this 2886-nucleotide messenger RNA. It is a transcript of the gene Pbp95, whose product is annotated as snRNA-activating protein complex subunit 4. Bases 144 to 2762 code for a protein of 872 amino acids. NCBI's taxonomy places the organism in Eukaryota, Metazoa, Arthropoda, Insecta, Hymenoptera, Braconidae. The record is from RefSeq and is a predicted model, not a curated record. The transcript has 2 exons.
CAACAUAAAUACGUACAUAUGUGAUCAUAUACUUCCGGGCGAAUGUCAAACCUGCUGGAUUCAAGGUUGAAUUUAAAUAGAAAUAAAAUAAUAGUCAAUUGAAUUAUUUAUCAAGAAUUUUUUUUUAAAUAUAAAAAAAAAAUAUGAAUGUCAAUGAUUAUGAAGAUGAAGAAGAGGAUGUUAAUAAAAAAUUACAAGAAAUAUUGGCUGAACAUAAAGCUAAAAAAGAAAUUGAAAGUGAUGAUAGUGAAAUUGAAAUUGAAAGUGAAAUUGAAAGUGAAAUAGAUGAAUAUGAUAAUAAAAAAUUUAAAUUUCAUUCAUCAACAUUUGCUGAUUCUGAUUCUGAUUCUUUAGAUUGUGAAAUUGAUUUACCAAAUGAUGAUUCAAAUGAUCAAGAAACAAUUAAUAGCAAUAAUGAAUUAAUAAAUAUUGAAAAAUCAUUAAAAUUAAAUAUUGAAUUAAUGGAAAAAUAUAAAAAAGCAAGAUUAAUUAUUGAAAAAAAAUUAAUAAAAUGUAAAAAUGAAAUUGAAGAAAUUAAUUUAGCAACACAAAUAACAGAUAAAAAAAUUAAAAAUAUACCAUAUACACAAUGGACAAAAGUUGGUAUGCCAUAUUUUAAAGAUUCCCAAAUGUUUUCAGCACCAUUAAAUAUUGAUGCUAAAACAAAAAUAAAUAAAAAUGAAUUAAUGGUUGUUUAUCAAUCAAAACCAAAAAGAUGGAGUGGUAGAGAUCGUCGUGAAUUAUUAAAAAAAAUACAAAUUGAAUCAUCAAGUUCAAGUUUUGAAUUUGUUAUUGCUGAAAAUUUAAUGUCUGAUAAUUUAUCAAUUCAAAAAAAAAGUUUUAAUGAAAUUGUUGGUCCACUUGGUACACGUGAAUUUGAUUGGAUGAAAUUAUCUGUUGAUUUAUUUUAUCAUCGUCAUACUGCUGAAGAAUUACGUGUUAUGUGGAAUGUAUAUUUACAUCCUGAUAUUAGUAAAAAAAAAUGGAAAACAAAAGAAGACAAUGAUUUAAAAAGAAUAGCUAAUAAAUAUAAACAUCAAAAUUGGGAUUUAAUUGCUGAAAAAUUAAAUACAUCAAGAUCUGGUUAUCAAUGUUUUAUAAGAUACAAUACAAUUUUAAAAUGUAUGAAAUCAAAUGACAAAGAUAAACCAUGGUCAAAAGAAGAAAAUAUUAUAUUAAAUAUAUGUAUUGAUAAAUUAAAAAUUGGUGAUUAUAUACCAUGGAGUAUUGUUGUUUAUUAUAUUGAUGAUCGUACAAAAAAUCAAGUAUAUAGCCAUUGGAAAUAUAGUAUUGAUCCAACAUUAAAAAAAGGUAGAUUUACAUGUGAAGAAGAUCAAAUAAUACUUGAUGGUGUUGCUAAAUAUGGACGUAAUUAUUCAAAAAUAUCAACAAAAUUAAUGCCACAUAGAACAAGUGUACAAAUUGCAUCACGUUUUCGUUUAUUAUUAUUAAAAACUGAUGAUAAAUUUAAUUUAUGGACACUUGCUGAGGAUAAAAAAUUACUUGAACUUUAUAAACAACAUGAAUCACAAUGGAGUCUUAUUGCUAAAAUUAUGAAAAAAGAUAGAACAUAUUUACGUCAUCGUCAUUUAGCAUUAAUGCGUUAUAUUAAUAAAGGCUAUAGUUUAAAAUCAAUACCAAGAAAACGUCUUGUUGAUGAAAUUGAAAAUAGACAAAAUGCAAAUGCUACAGAUGUUGAUGUUGUUGAUGAUGUUGAUGAUGAUGAUGAUGUUGAUAUUGCAUAUGAUAGUGAAAUGAAUAAAAUUGAUGAUAAAAUAUUGGAAUUUAUUAGAGUUUCACAUUUACCAACAAUGAAACCAAUUGGUGGACAAAUUAAAAUUGAAAAUUAUUAUGAUCCAGUUAAAUCAGCUAAAGAAUUGUAUAAUAUAUUUUCAUCAUUAUCAGCAAAACUUGAAGUACCAGAUGAUUUAAAUAUCAGUGAAUUAAAUGACAAUGAUAUUGAUAUAUUAACAACAUAUAAAAAAAUUUGUCAAGGUACAUUAACAACAAAUAAAAUUGAAGAAUAUCGUAAAAAAAUGUUUCCAUUAAAUUUAACACCAUCAACAUCAAAUGACGUACAACAUUUUAUACCACCAGCACCAUUUGGAUUAUAUCAAAAUCGUAAUAAAAAAAUUAUCAAAAAUAGUAAUAUUAAUUCAAUAGAAAUUGAUGAAAAUUUUAAGUAUGAUUUAUCAAUGAAUAAUAUAGAAACACCAAAUAUUAUUGAUGAAAAAAUUGAUGAUAAAGAAAAAAGGGUGUUUGAUAAGCUGUCAUUAUUAUUUGGUGAUGAAUGUUUGAAAAAACGUGAAUGUAAAAUUGAAAAUAGAAAUGUAUUAUUAAAUUCUAAUAAUAAGAAUGAUAGUGAUGUUGAUAUUGAUAUUGAUGGUGAUGAUGAUGAUGAUGUUUAUCAUGAAGUAACAAAAAAAAAAAUUGAUAAAAUUUGGUUGCCAUAUGAUAAAAAUGAUAAUAUUAUUCGUGAUCGUAGUUUUUUUGAGCCAUCAUUAACAACAAUUAUUGGCUUUGAUGCAAUACAAAAUAUGAAAAAAAAUAAAGAAAAAUUACACUGGUCUAAAAAUGAUAUUAAAAAUAGUAAAACAAAAAUAACGACAAAUGGUAAACGUGCAUUUCAUACAUUUCGAAAUCGUUUUUUAAAAUUAUUUAAAUAUCCAAUUGGUUUAGCAAAUAUAUUACCAAUUGAAAUUGGUUUACCAAGUGAUGCUCAGCAAGAUGACGAUGAUGAUGAUGAUGAUGAAGAUCAGUAAUUAUUAAUUAUAAUUAAAUGAUAAAUUAAUCUUUUUGUAUUUGUUUUGUAAUUAAGUUUAUCAAUAUUUAUUUAUUCUUUUUUUUUAAAUAUACAAUAAAAAAAUAUUUGUUUUAGUUGUCAAU